UGGUCAACACAAGUCAGGAGUUGACGGUUGGGAUUAUACAGACCGAGAUAACUGUAGCUAGCCUAUUUCGGUGAUAAAAAGGUUUCCUACUGAUUUAGCAAUUUUAUAAAAUGUAAGCCGCCUUACCAGGCAAGAUGUCUACGAGGUCAGACACCCAGACACCCACAAUGUACACGCUAGUUGACAAACUAUGUGAGGAUGAAGGCGAAGAGGAUGUUUUGCUGUCCAAACCAACCUGUUUUGUCAUUUUCGGGAAACCAGGAGCAGGAAAAACCACCCUUGCCAAAAAACUGGCCCACUCCUGGAAAUGUGUUCUCAUUGAUGAUACAGAGAUGCUCAACAGUCUCAUAGGUGAAGAGGAGCAGCCGUCAGAGCUGCUCGUAACUGUCAAGGAAGGGAAAGCAAUUCGCGAGGAGAAGGUGGUCGAGUUGAUUCUGGAGAAACUGAACUCCGCUGAGGUGAAGCACUAUGGGUAUGUGCUCAGCUGUAUGCCCUGUUCAUCAGAAGAGUACCUGACAGCCCAUGAGCAGGUUGAACUAAUCAGAAACCUGUCCAUGCCUCCAGAUGUCCUCAUCAACAUCAAGUGCACAGACGGGGAUCUGUUGCGGAGGCUGUCGGGCCUGCGGCAGCACCCCUUAACUGGCCGCGUGUUCCAGAGGGAGCAGUGGGACCCAGAGAAGAAGGAGCCCAAAAAGAGGCAGAGAGACCCGGACCAGGAGCAAGAGGAGGAGGAGGAUGAGGAGGAGGAGGAGGAACAAGUGGAGGAGACUAACGAGCCAACAGAGUACAGAGAGCUCCAGGCGGACAUGAUCACACACCUGGUGCGCUCGAGAGACAACGACCCCGAUAACAUCUACCACAGGAUCGUGCUUUACAAGGACACUGUGCUUAGACCACUGGAGGACUACCUGGCGGAUCAUGACCCUCUGUAUCUGUUUGAACUGGAUGGGAAUCGGGAUCCUGAGGAGCUCUUUAUGUCAGUGAUCUCCCGUCUGGAGGGUAUGGCAUUGCGUCGUGCUCUAGUUCCCAUCCGUCUACAGCAGACAGACGAGGAAAUUCCUGAUGAGAUUGACACGGAGGAGCUGCUGCGUUCUCUGUCUGCCUCCAGGAUGUUGGCUCCAGGCAUGCGCUGGAGAAGGAGUCGCUGGGGAAGAGCCUGCCCGGUUGCCCUCAAGGAGGGCACCAUCACAAAGGGCAAACCUGAGUUCUCUGUGGGUUUCCUGGAUAAGAUCUACAUCCUUUCCUCUGAGCUGGCCCUGCACAAGUUCCUGACUAACCCGCGGCCCUAUCUGCAGCCCCUCAACCCCCGACCGCCCUGUAAGGUGGCAGUGACCGGGCACCCGUGCACAGGCAAGACCACGCUGUGCCAGCGUCUGGCCGAACACUACGGGGCCGUGAUCAUCAACAUGGAGGCGCUGAUGGAGCCCGUCAUAGAGGCCUUGAAGACGGAGUGGCUGAACAAGCUCAGGUAUGACACAACGGUGGUCGCCAUUGAAAGGAUCAAAGUCAAGAAAGACGUGGAUAACUUGUUCGACAAAGAACGAGACAUAGUUGAGGAGCGUCAGGGGGUGGAUGUCACAGACCCAGCUGGAGCAGAUAAGGCCCUGAGUGACAAGACCAGUGAAGAAGAGGAGGUGACAGAGAAUCACCCGGAGGUGCAGGCCAUCGUUAAGGAGACCCUGAAAAAGGAGGAGAAGAGCACCAUCCAGCCACCCAUCGACCUAUACGUGGAGGUCUUACAGAAACGCAUCCAAGAGAUUGAGGCGGAGGAUGCGGACCAGAAGUUCAAAAGGGGCUGGGUGCUGGAUAACUUCCCCAGGAACCGGGCCGAACUGGCCUCCAUCCAGGAAAUGGGUGCCGUGGUCAGGCCCGACAUCCUCUUCUGUCUGAUGCAGCACGGAGACGAAGACGGAAAGACCAUCCUGACCCGACUCUAUGAGCAGAACAAGGAGGAGGUGGAUGCUGCCGUCCUCAAGAGGCUUGAAGAGGCCAAGAAGCAAAAGGACCAGAAUGCCUUACAGCGAAUAAUGCAGGAGCCCGAGGAUGAAUCAGAAACAGCAGAGACCAAACUAGAGUCUGUACCAGAGGAGCCUGAGGCAGAAGAGGCCCCUGUGAAGACUGAGGAGGCCUUCCCUGACGGCCCUGAGAUGGAGGUGUAUAAGACACUGCAUGGGAGGUUUGUGGUGGAGUGGGACAGCAUGGAGUCCUCCAUCACCGGGCGCUACACCCUGCUGCACCUCAACGGAAGGACCGUCGAGCAGCUGCUGCAGGAGAUGAUCACAGAGAUGGAGCGUCCCUUCAAAUACGUGGCUUGGGAGCUGUCAGGUUUGGACCUGGAUGCGGAAGAGGAGGAUGCACAGGCUCUGGCAAGCUUGGAGGUAGCUGAUGAAGCUGAGGAGGAGGAAGGGGGCCCUAAGCGUGUGUUGGGGGACACGCAGCACUUCUGCCCGGUGUCCCUGAAGGAGAUGGGCUGCCUGGUGCCCUGCAUGGAUGAGUACGCAGCCAAGUACCGUGAGAGAGCCUACUACUUCUCCAGCCCUGAGACACGAGAGAGGUUCAUCAGUAGCCCCGAGGAAUAUAUCUGUGCCACACAGCUAUUCAAGGCCCCAGCCCUGCGUCUCCUGAUUAUGGGGGUGCGGGGCUCGGGUAAGACCACCCACGGCCGCUGGCUGGCUGACCAGCUGGGCCUCUUCCACAUCGAGUUCCGCGAGUGCCUGCAGCAGCAUAUCCUGGCCAAGACCAAGCAGCGUGUGGUGCGCGCCGACGAGUUCGACCCCGAAGUGGAGCCUCCCGAGGAGCUGCACUUCCUCCAGACGCAGGUGGAGGCGCUGGCCCAGGCUGAGGUGGAGGGACAGGCCGACGGGGAGGGCGAGGAAGCAACCAAUGAUGAGGAGAAUGCAAAACAGAAGGAGCCUGAGCCUGAGCUGACAGAUGAGGAGGAAGCCAUAAGGUUGUACCUGUAUGAUGGAGUCGCACUGCCUCAUGAGGUGCUGGAGAUGGCACUGUCACCGUGGUGGGAACAGGAGCCCUACAGGUCCACUGGUUUCAUCCUGGAGGGUUUCCCCCAGGGCUUGGAUGAGCUGGCUUUCCUGGCGGAGCGCCGGCUGUACCCGGAUGCCGUUCUGAUCAUGUCUCUGGAUGUGAGCAACUUGCAGGCGCGCAUCAUGCCCCCGCUGCUGACCCGCUGGAAGGAGAAGCGAGACCACAGGAGAGACAUGCAGCGUCAGGUCAAGGAGCUGCACGCCAAACUCAGGGCCCAUAAUGUUGCUCAGAGGAGAGCUGAACUCCUGGCCGAGCACUCAGCUAAUAACCAAACCAUGUCCAGUCAAGUGCGUGACGAGUUGAACUUGGAGGACGAGGAUGAGGACGAGCAGGAGGAAGAGCAGUGGGAGGAGGAGCUGGAGGCGCAGCUGCUGGAGGAGUUCCCCCAGGAGGGGGAGGAGGGCAAUGAGGAUGAGGAGGAGACGGAGACCGCCGCUGAGGAGCGUCUGCAGAUUGAGAUCGCAGACCGCUUUGACACCGAUGACAACAACCUCACCAUGAUAGGGGACCAGCUGGCUGACUAUCAGAUCCCGCGGAUUGAGGUGAGUGUGGGCAAAAAGUUACGGAUCGUGCGCUACCAGCUGCUGCAGAAGGUCAGGCCCCUGCUGCUCAAUCGGGAAUCCCUGUUCCUGCGGGGCCAGCCAAUCAGCACCAGCCUGGCCCAAAAGCUGCUCCACAACAACUACAAAAACCACAGCGCCUUUGGCUUCUGGGACCCUGUUAGGUUUGCGGGGGGAGACCUGAUCCAGCCCAUGCAGGGUCCCUCAAACCCGAGCUACCCAGUGAUGCUGAACCAGUUAAUCUACUUCUUCUGCUCCAAAGCCACCCGCAACACCUUCCUCAGCAACCCAGUCAAAUACCUACGCCAGCGCAGGCCCAACAUCUCGCUGCCAAUCAAACUGGCCAUCAUCGGCCCGCCCAAAUCAGGAAAGAGCACAGUGGCGAGCGUGUUUGUGCGUGAGUAUGGUAUGGUACGUCUGUCUCUGGGCUCCGUGAUGAGGAGUGUGUUGAGUGUGAAGCCACUCACUGAGCUGGCCACACAGAUGCUCAAGCACCUUAAGAAGGGAGCCACUGUUUCCGAUGAGCUUGCUAUUCAGUGCCUGGAGGUGGCGCUCAUGGACCUCUCCUGCAGCACACGCGGGUAUGUAUUGGAUGGUUUUCCUAUGACCAAACGGCAGGCAGAUCUAAUGGAGGAGCGAGGCAUCAUCCCCAUGCUUGUGGUUGAGAUGGAGCUGGACACGGUUGAGGUCCUCAAGAGGGUUCUCAGGAACAAGAUGAAACCAGCCAGGCCCUUCCCUCAGCAUGACAGCCCCUCCAUCCUGACGGUGCGUAGCUCCUGCUUCAGGCAGGAGGUGGGGGCGGUGCGCCAGCACUACCAGCUCCAACACCAGAACUGGCUGCCGGUGGAUGCCCAGCGCAGCAAGUGGUGGGUGUGGAGCCAUGUGCUGGAGCGAACACGCCUCAGCAUGGCUAGCAUACACACCUACAUGGAGCGCAUAAGCAACGGCAAGGCGGCGAGCAUCGCCCAUCUGUGUAUCGCUCCCAAAGAGCUACAGGCUCGCCUGGGGGAGUUUGGCCAGUAUUGCCCUGUGAGCCUGGCUCAACAGCACCACCUGGUGGACUGCUCCCAGACCAGCUCCUUGGAGUUUGCCGCAGAGUACCGCGGACACUACUACAAGAUGGCCACCAAAGAGUGCCUGCAGAAAUUUCUUGAAACUCCAGAGCGCUUUGUGAUCCCGGGAUGCCCAAAUUCUUUCCCACCUCCCCACCUGUUGCCACGGAAACUGACAGCAGCACAAGUGAAGAGCCGAUUCCCCCAGCAGGUGGAGCUGAAGGGCUACUGCCCCGUUACCUUCGGGGAUGGGCAGCUGAGGGCCGAGGCCCUGGUGAGGGGGAACAUGGAGUUUGCCAUAGAAUACCGGGGGAAGAUCUACGUCGUCGAGAAUGAGGAGAAACAGGAGAAGUUCCUAAGGAUGCCUCAGUUGUACUGGGACCAGAAGCUCCCCCAUAAGUUGCCCCCACUCGGAGAGCCAGUUCAGCUCACCUCUCUGCCCAUGCUGGGCUAUCUUGAGCAGGGUGUGGCAAAAUCCAUCAUUAAGGCCAUGACUGCAGUGGGAUGUCUAAAGCCAAAGUUCCCCUACCUACCUGUGAAGAGAUCUGCUUUGCUAUAUGUGGCCUUCUACCUCAAAGCAUUUAACCCACGUCUCUCAGAUUACACCCGCAAGAAGUACAAGCGCCAGCUGGCCCAGUUCGAGGAGAACUGUGAGCUCAUCACCUACCUGGGCUUCACCAUGACAGCGAAGUACAAGUUGCCUCAGGAGCAGCCCAUUGACUUUGAAUAUAAACUGCAGCGCUUCCUUGCUCUGGAGACUUCCUGUGAAUCAACUCAACUAGCUGGCAGAUAAAAGCAUUUCAUGACUCUGAUUGUGUGGUUUCAUGAUGCAACGCUGUGAUUUUUUUUCUGAACGAGAUUUUACUCUGACAUUGGUCUUCAUUUCAGUGUCUUACGUCUAUAUUUAUGUAAUUUAUUCACCACUGGAUUACUUUUUUGUUCA
Messenger RNA from Clupea harengus (Atlantic herring), 5597 nucleotides. RefSeq names its product adenylate kinase 9 (gene ak9). Gene Ontology annotation, biological process: nucleobase-containing compound metabolic process. The record is from RefSeq and is a predicted model, not a curated record. Gene Ontology annotation, molecular function: ATP hydrolysis activity; ATP binding; nucleobase-containing compound kinase activity. Lineage: Eukaryota; Metazoa; Chordata; Actinopteri; Clupeiformes; Clupeidae.